CCGUUGCUCCUUCCCCCCCCCCCCCUCCUCGAGCAUGAGCGGCUACUACCCCGACAGUCACGAGGCUGACAUCUGGGCCACGACCACGGCCACGGCUGCGCCGCCGUACAACCCCGCCACCGACCCCAACAUCAGCACCAGCGCCUUCGAUCCGUAUGCGGCUGAUUUCAACCCGUGGCUGGGCACCGAGCAGGCCCGGCCGGCCAGCUCGGUCUACGGCCACGAUGACCUCUCCCCUUUCGACGCCUAUCCCGCACAGCCACCUCCGGCGGCGCCGGUUCCCACAUCGGCGGCCAGUCCCGCUCCAGUGGCCGACCCAGGCACGCCGUACUUCCUGACGGUUGGCGCGGCGCCCGUCAGCCCCAUCGCCGAGCCCGGCUACCCCGCGCAGCCCGCCCCACAGCAGCACCUCUUCAUGGCCGGUACCGCUCGGUCUCCAGGUCCCGAGGUGCCGGUCGAGCCAACCCCGGCCGCGGCAUCUGGCCUCACCAUGGACAUGGUCCUGGCCGGGCACCAUGGCGGCAAGCCCCUGGAGAUUGAUGAGGAGGGGUCCCCGCUGGGCGAAACCACGCAGCACCUGAUUGCCAUCAACCGGUCGACCAAAACCUCUCGCCUGGGCAUGGAAGUUCGCGCCACCAAGCGCAAGGGCGCGCUGGUGCUGAAGGUCUCCAGCGGUGGUAUGGCCGCCCUGAGUGGCAUUCAAAAGCUGGAUCGGAUCAUCCAGAUCGACGGCCAGAGCAUCGUCGGCUGGGACCAUGCACGGGUGACCAGCACCCUCCGCGCUGGCAAGUUCGAGGAGCUGCUUGUUGAGCGUUGCCGGAUUGAGGACGUUGCUGUCGCCCCGGCGCCCUUCUACGCCAAGGGCCAGAAGCCGCCCAAGAAGAAGUGAGCCCGGUCGGCAUGCGCCUGCCCUUUCCUUACACAUAGCUCUGCUGGCCAGCGCACGAUGUGCCUUCCAUUCUGUCCACCGCUCCAGUGUGAUACAUUCCAUGUUUUCCCAAGCCACGGGCUCGGUGUCAUCACCCCCCCC
Molecule: messenger RNA, 1030 nt
Organism: Fonticula alba
Lineage: Eukaryota; Rotosphaerida; Fonticulaceae
Exons: 3
Coding region: 35-889 (284 amino acids)
Molecular function (GO): protein binding
Source: RefSeq, a predicted model, not a curated record